AUGAUAGGUCAGAACCAGGGCAACCUGCAGUACAGAGCUUAUGUUCCAUCAGUUGCCACAGGGCGGGGUGCGCUGGCGCCCUACCCGGCCUGUGGGCUAGCAAACGUGCGCUGCAAACCCCGACCUGCUUUCGGUGCUGUCGGCAGAGGAGCGCACGCUCCGCGCUGCAUUGCUUGCCCUUCUGGUACCAGAGCGUAUACAAGGCAAUUCUGGCAUGUAUCGGACUUGCAUUUAGACCCGACUUACCACAUCACCCCAGAUCACACCAAAGUUUGUUCUUCUUCCAAAGGAGCCAAUGCUUCUGACCCAGGCCCUUUUGGAGACUUUUUGUGUGAUUCUCCAUAUCAGCUUAUUUUGUCAGCAUUUGCGUUCAUGAAGGAUUCUAAACAACAAAUUUCAUUUAUGAUUUGGACAGGAGAUAGUCCUCCUCAUGUUCCAGUGAAAGAACUCUCCACAAAGUUGGUCAUUAACAUCAUCGGCAAUAUGAGUUCUACAAUACGUAAUUUCUUUCCAGAUCUUCAGGUUUUCCCAGCCUUGGGCAAUCACGACUACUGGCCACAGGAUCAGCUUCCUGUAACUACCAGUGAAGUUUAUAAUGCUGUAGCAGAUUUCUGGAAACCUUGGCUAACUGAUGAAGCAAUCAGUACCUUCAGAAAAGGUGGCUUCUACACUCAGCUGUUUGAAUCCAGUGUUAGCUCUCAGCCACUGAGGAUAAUCAGUUUGAACACAAAUUUGUAUUAUAGCCCCAACAGUGUAACUGUGAAUAUCACCGACCCAGCCAACCAGUUAGCCUGGCUGGAGGGAAUACUAGAAACCUCUUUGCAAAAGAAGGAAAAGGUGUAUAUAAUAGGACAUGUGCCAGUCGGAUACUUGCCGUUUGUAAGGAAUACUACGGCUAUCAGGGAGUAUUACAAUGAGAGGCUGGUAAAGAUUUUUCGCAAGUACAGUGGUGUUAUUGCUGGUCAGUUUUUUGGACACACACACAGAGAUAGUAUAAUGGUCCUCCUGGAUGAAGAAGAACAACCUGUAAACUCCUUGUUUGUGGCACCUGCUGUAACCCCAGUGAAGAAUGUGUGGCAACUGGAGUCCAAUAACCCUGGUGUCAGAUUGUAUCAAUAUGAUCUUCUUAAUUAUAGCUUACUGGAUCUUUGGCAGUUUUACUUGGACCUCAGAGACGCCAACAAGAAAAAUGAAUCAAACUGGAAAUUAGAAUACAUCCUGACUAAAGCUUACGGUGUUGAAGACUUGAAGCCAGAAAGCUUAUAUGAAAUAGCCAAACAGUUAUCUGUGCCACACAGCAGACUGUUUGAGCAGUAUUACAGUAACUUCAUUGUGAGUUAUGACAAAACCAUUGUCUGUGAAGGGGGAUGCAAAACGUGCCAGAUAUGUGCAAUCCAAUAUUUGGAUUAUUCCUCAUACGCAGAUUGUAUCAACCGGGAAGCACUGUGGAGAUGAAGUCUCCAGUGCAAUCUGUGCUGAUACCAACUUUAGCCUGUGAUUUUAAAGAACCUGCUCAUCCUCUCGCUCAAGGACUGACAUGCUGAUAUGGAGCCUGUGGAUCUUCACUGAAUUUCAGGGGAACAAUAAAUCUCCCCAUUUUUUUUCCUUCUUUUAAAUAUAUUUUCCUUCCACAUCUAAAUAAAAGCUGAUUGAUGAAGUAAUAGCGGCCAGAUAUUUUGCUGUUGUUCAAGGUUCCUCUGCCCUCUGUAUCAGGCAUCACAGUAUAUGGGAACAGCAGUUACUCAGUUCUUUGAAAAUCCAGGUCUCACUUAUCAGAGCAUGUCAAGGUAGGCAACGUACCCCAUUUCAGACAUGGGAUUUGUAUGGGGGUGUAUUUCAGCCAUAUGCUGUCAAGAGUUACAAACUGAAACCUGCAAAACCCACGCUUACUGACACUGGAGUACAUGAUGUUAGUGUGAUAGCAGUAUUGGGCAUUUUCCUGUCCCUUACCAGGUUUCCUUUUCCCUUUUAACCCUCUAAAUCCAUGUCUCUAUAGGGGUAUAUUCUAAUGAUAGCAUGAAUGUGGCUUAAUGAAUCACAAACCUCCGUCCUGUAAAUACUUAGUGUACUUUCAGAAUGUGCGUGAUUGCCCAGCACUAAGCACUGCUUUCUUAUGAUAAAGCUGUGUAUGCUGGUACUACUGCUAUCAAAUUUACAUUCCUUUAAACAAACGUUUAAAGGAAUGUAAUA
Molecule: messenger RNA, 2190 nt
Organism: Struthio camelus australis
Lineage: Eukaryota; Metazoa; Chordata; Aves; Struthioniformes; Struthionidae
Gene: SMPDL3A
Product: sphingomyelin phosphodiesterase acid like 3A
Biological process (GO): sphingomyelin catabolic process
Molecular function (GO): sphingomyelin phosphodiesterase activity
Source: RefSeq, a predicted model, not a curated record